Vicia faba (fava bean) is the source of this 5340-nucleotide messenger RNA. Lineage: Eukaryota; Viridiplantae; Streptophyta; Magnoliopsida; Fabales; Fabaceae. The record is from the annotation of a GenBank genome assembly.
AUGAUCGCCGCCAUUAGCACCGAUGAGAUAACCAAGAUUGAAGAUUUGAGGAAUAAGUAUCUUAAUAGGGUGAUGUUCUCUCGAAAUCGGUCCAGAUUUUAUGAUUGUGGGGUUUGGUUGACUCAAAUCUUCAUACCCUUUUGCUUAGUUUUUGUGUUGAUCAGUGUUAAACUUCGAGGUUAUUCACUUGUUGCUUUUGAUAUAUCAAAUUGUCUGAAGUUAGAAAAUCUUAAACAAGAAGCCCCCAACUCUUAUAAACUUGAGCUGUGUCCAAUUUCGAGGUGCAAGAAAUGGCAAAAUAGAACUGAAGAGUCACAAAUAAGAAAAACAUUAAUAUCAAGUUUUUGCCAAAUCAAAACCACCUUAGUUAUGGCUACCUUGUCACAAUCUGAGUGCAGACGAUUAUACUCUUGGUGGUGGGAUAGCCACAAUAGCCCAAAGAAUUCAAAAUGGCUUCAGGAAAAUCUUACAGAUAUAGACACCAAAGUCAAAUCAAUGAUCAAGCUCAUUGAAGAGGAAGCAGAUUCGUUUGCAAGGAGGGCAGAAAUGUACUAUAAGAAGCGUCCAGAGCUCAUGAAAUUAGUGGAGGAGUUCUACCGAGCAUACCGGGCAUUAGCAGAGCGAUACGAUCAUGCAAUGGGGGAGCUACGUCAUGCACAAAAGACAAUGCCAGAAGCAUUUCCCAACUCAACACAUUACAUUCUGAAUGAUGAUUCACCAUGCAGUUCUUUGGGCCAUGAGGCUCAAUAUCCAGGACCAGGAGUUUCUCGUCCAGUUCAUCAAUCAAAAAAUAAUGAAAGGAGUUCAGUAGAAUCUGAUGGCGAAGUUCAAACCUUAAGGGAAACCAUGUCCAAAAUGCAGUAUGACAAGGAUGCUCUCUUUGUUCAGUACCAGAAGAGUUUGGAGAAGUUUUCCAAAUUGGAAAGUGAUCUUAAUAAGGCACAGAACGAUGCUGGAAGCCUUGAUGAACGAGCGAGUAAAGCUGAAAUCGAAGUUGAAAUUUUGAAGGAAUCUCUGAGGCAGCUAAAAGCAGAGAAAGAUGCUGGUGAAAUUCAGUACAACCAGUGUCUAGAAAGUAUAGCUAGACUGGAAACAAUGUUAUCUCUGGCUCAGCUGGAAGCCAAGGGAUUUGAUAACAGAGCUGCUAGGGCAGAAAUUGAAGCCAAAAAUCUGAAGCAAGAACUUACCAGAAUGGAAGCUCAAAAAGAUACUGUUUUUCUUCCAUAUAAGCAGUGUCUUGAAAAGAUUCCAAUCUUGGAGGGCAAGAUAACUCUUGCUGAGGAGAAUUCCAAGAUGCUGAAUGAGCAAAUUGAAAGAGCAGAACUGGAAGUAAAAGCAUUGAGGAAGAAACUUUCUGAAUUGAAUGAAGAGAAAGAGUCUCUUGCUUUCCUUUACAGUCAGUGCCUGAAGAAAAUAUCUACAAUGGAGAAUGAAAUUCUGCGUGCGCAAGAAAAUGCUGAACAAUUAAAAAAAUCAAAUCAAAGUCUUCAGUUAGAGGCUGAAAAUUUAGUGCAGAAAAUAGCAUUGAAAGAUCAAGAGGUUUUAGAAAAGCAUACUGAGAUAGAGAGAUUGAAGACUCUGAUGCAUGGAGAGCAUUCUCACUUUAUUCAAAUAGAAUCAGCUCUAAAGACUCUACAGAAGUUGUACUCUCAAUCACAACAGGAGCAAAGAGAUCUUGCUUUGGAGCUUAAAUACGGGCUUAUGACGUUGAAGGACUUGGAACUUACCAAACAAGAUUUCAAGGAAGAGAUGCAAGAGAUUGUGGAAGAAAACAAGACUCUUCAUGAACUUAACUUCUCUUCCACCAGGUCAUUAAAGAAACAGCAAAUGGAAAUCUCUAAGUUGAAGGAGAUAAAAGAGAAACUUGAACGAGAGUUCUCUGUAAAUGCUGAAGAAAGCAACGCCCUCCAGCUUGAAACUAGCCAAAUAAAGGAUGAUAUACAGUACUUGAAUGAGAGAUAUCAGGCUAUGCUGGAACAACUACAGAAUUUAGGUUUGAAUCCUAAUUCUCUUGCAGCAUCUGUUAAAAAACUACAGAAUGAGAACUCAAAGCUAAAAGAGGCCUGCCAAAUGGAACAAGGUGAGAAAGAAGCUCUUCGCGAAAAAUCUAAGGAUAUGGAUGAAAUUUUGAUAGAAAAUGCCUUUAUAGAAUUUUCCCUUUUAAGACAGACUGAUGAGUUAGAUGAAUUAAGAGAAACAGUGAAGGAAAUUCAACAGUUGUGUCAAGUUCUCCGGGAAGAAAAAUCCAUUCUCAUUGAUGAGAAAGCGGCUCUACUUUCACAACUGCAAGUUAUGACUGAAAGUAUGCAGAAGCUAUUGGAGAAGAAUAGCUUGCUUGAGGAAUCCCUCUCUGAUGCGAAAAUUGAGUUCGAAGGUUUGAGGACUAAAUCAGAUGAUUUGGAAGAAUGCUGCAAAUUGCUAAAUGAUGAGAAGAACAAUCUUAUAAAUGAAAGAAGCAUGCUAAUAUCUCAAUUAAAGAUGGUUGAGGCGAAACUAAGUAACCUGGAAAAGAAGGUUACAAGUUUGGAAGAAAAAUAUGCUAAUGUAGAGAAAGACAAAGAAAGUGCAGGCAAUCAAGUAGAAGAACUCCGCCUUUCAAUUUUGGCACAAAAAGAUAAACAUUCUAAUCAUAAACACUCAAGUGAGGCCCGACUUGCAAAUUUGGAGAAUCUAGUUCGAGUACUACAGGAAGAGCAGCGGUUGGGGAAGGUAGAAUUCGAGCAAGAACUUGACAAAGCUGUAAAUGCUCAAAUUGAGAUGUUCAUCUUGCAAAAUUGUAUUGAAGAGUUGGAGCUGAAGAAUUUGUUCUUGUUAACUGAAUGUGAAAAACUUGUUGAGAUGUCUAAAUUUUCUGAUAAAAUUAUAAUGGAGUUGGAGAGUGAAAAUCUUGUGCAACUUAUUGAAGAAGAGUUUUUGCUACAUAGAAUCAGAAAGUUUAAAAUGGAUAUCCAUAAAGUGUGUGGUGUUCUUCAGAUUGAUUCAGGUGGAGGGUGUGACAGCGGAAUCAAGCAAGAGGAAAUAGCGAUAUCGCGUAUAUUGGAAAAAAUUGAGGGAUUGGAAAGUUCUCUUGUGAAAAGCGAAGAGGAGAAUCAGCAUCUGCUUGUUGAGAACUCUGUCCUCCUUGCUUCACUUCAGCAGCAUCAAUCCGAGGGAGAAAAACUUAAGUCAGAGAAAAAGAUCAUGGAGCAAGAGUUCGAGAAUAUGAGAGAGCAGAAUGCAAUCUUGCAGAAAGAUAAAGUUGAACUUCUAGAGGAGAACAGACAACUGAGGAUUAAAGUGGUAAAUGGAGAAGAAGAAAAAAAUAGAUCAAAAUCCACUUUGGUGGCUCAGCAUGCUGAGAUGACAGAUUUGCGGCGAACAAAUCAAGUGUAUCAAGAAGAAAAUGGUAAGAUGCUUGAAGAGAAAAAUUCAUUGCUCAAGAGUGUUUUGGGCCUCAGAGAUGCAAUGUCCUCUGCUGAAGAUGGAAACAAUGUAAUGUUCAAUGAGAUACUAACUCUAAGCAACCUCAACUUGGUUUAUGAGAGCUUUCUCACUGAGAAAGCCGUUGAACAACAAGCACUUUGUGAACAUCUUGGCAAUCUUAGCCAUUUGAACAAUGACCUCAACCAGGAACUUGGUGUUUUAAAGAAGAAUUUGGAGCUGAAAGAAGCAGAGAAUGCUUUUCUGAAUGAGUCAACUGAGAGGAUGGACAAAGAGCUGAUGGAAAUGGACAAAAUGCUGAAGGCUGCAGAUACGCUGAAUGCAAAGUUUUCAAGACAUAUUGAAGAGCUGAAGAUGGAACGAGAAGAUUCAAGACUGAUCAAAGAAAAUCUAGACAAGCAGAUUCUUGAACUAUCAGAAAAUUGCACGAAUCACAAAGAAGAAAUUGAACACCUUAAUGAUGCAAACGAAAAUUUACAGGCUGAGAUGAAAAGACUUUUACAUGAAGUUGAGCAACACCAGAUGUCAUCUAUUUGUGGAGCACUCUUAGAAAGCAAGGUUACCGAGCUUACUGGAGUUUGCAAGAGACUUGAUGAUGAAAGUUCUGCAAAAAGCUUGGAGAAUGAACACAUGAAAGAAAGAAUCAGUUUAUUGGAAAAUGAAAUUGGAGGACUAAAGGGGAAGUUAUCUUCAUAUGUUCCUGUAGUUUCUUCUUUAAAAGAGGAUUUUGCAUCUCUAGAGCACAUUUCCCUCCUUUGGACUAAUAGAAAUUCUGCUGUUAGCAAAGGAGCGCAAAAGGAUGUAGUAAUUGGGACUUCUCUCCAAGAACACAGUCAUCAAAGUUUAAGAGAAAGUGAAAGUGUGUUAAUACCAGAUGGAGUUUCAGAAUUGCUGACAUUGCAGACAAGGAUCAGAGCAGUAGAGAAGAUUAUGAUGGAAGAACUUAAAAGACGCGUCAGGCAGAAAAGUCUUACCACGGAAGGAACUGGAUACUCGGCUUUGGAAGUUGGCUCAUAUCCAAAAAUUGAUACCCGAAAAAAGGUGACAGAACUUAAGGAAGAGAGCAUGCUUGACCAUAAUACAUGGAGGAAAAAACCUAAAAUUAGGCUGUUAAUGAAAGACAUUCCACUUGAUCGCAAUGUGGAUGAUCGACACUCCAAGUAUUGGAAAAGAGAGCAUAGAAGGACUGAUGAUCAUAUGUUAGAGUUAUGCGAAACUAAUGAUCAUGAACCAGUAUCUGCUCCAAUCGAGGAUGUUAUAAUAUGCCAUCUUUCAGACAAUUCAGGAAGAUAUUUAAAUUACUCCUCAGAAUUGGACAUAGAGAAGGAAUUAGGUGUUGACAAGCUGGAGUUGUCGAAAACUGUAAGAGAGAAAAAUGAAGAUGACAAAAGGAGGAGGAUCUUGGAGAGACUUGUCUCGGACAGUCAGAAAUUAGCCAUUCUUAAAAUGGCUUUGCAAGACUUGAAAAAGAAAACUGAGACAAAGAAGAAAAGCAAGCAAGGAAACGACUUUGAAUAUGAAACAGUCAAAAGACAUAUAGAAGAAGUUGAGGAAGCUGUUAUGCAACAAGCAAGUACGAAUAAUCAAAUGGCAAAGAAUGUUGAAGAGGGAACUUCAUCGACUUUGGAUAGAGAGAUCCCAAUGGAACUGGAAAAAUAUGGACAUGUCGAAACAAGAAGAAUUACAGAACAGGCUCGAAGAGCUUCUGAACAAAUCGGACGGUUGCAGUUUGAGGUACAGAACAUUCAAUACAUAUUGCUGAAAUUGGCCGAGGAGAACAACAUCAAAGUGAAAAACAGAAUAUCUGGAAAAACAGGUAUAUUGCUGAGGGAGUUUAUCCAAAUUGGAAGGAUAAACAGCAAAAGGCGAAGAAAACUGCGUGUUUGUGGAUGUUCAAAGCCAUCAACUAGUGAGGACUGA